Molecule: messenger RNA, 4630 nt
Organism: Chelonoidis abingdonii (Abingdon island giant tortoise)
Lineage: Eukaryota; Metazoa; Chordata; Testudines; Testudinidae
Source: RefSeq, a predicted model, not a curated record
GCUCGCUCCGCUCCGGCCAUGGCCUUCCGCCGGCGGGCCAAGAGCUACCCGCUCUUCAGCCAGGAGUUCCUGAUCCACAACCACGCGGACAUCGGCUUCUGCCUGGUGCUCUGCGUGCUCAUCGCGCUCAUGUUCGAGGCAACAGCCAAGACUGCCUUCCUAUUCAUCUUACCUCAGUACAACCUUAGCGUGCCUACAGCAGCUUCAGCUUGUAGUAAUUGCAGCCGCUCUGAAAGGACCCAGUCUCCAGGCCCCUUUUCUCAGUUUCUCGUUAUUGACCCGGCAUUUAGCCCGUGCGUAGAACUGGCACUGACGUGGGUAACCCCAGAGCCGACAUGGGCCGAUGAUUUCAUUUGCUUAGAACUUGCUUCUCCUCUUCUCUUUCAGGAAGGAUACUUAUCAAACCCGAGAAGCUGGUGGGAAAACUACCCUCAUGUUUUUCUCCCGUUCCAGGUGAAGUUUUUCUACCUUUGCCAGCUGGCCUACUGGCUGCAUGCACUGCCUGAGCUGUACUUCCAGAAGGUGCGCAAGGAGGAGAUUCCUCGUCACCUGCGGUACAUCAGCCUGUACCUGAUGCAUAUAGCUGGAGCAUACCUUUUAAACCUAACCCGCCUGGGGCUUAUCCUUUUGCUGCUGCAGUACUUUGCUGAAUUCCUCUUCCACAUGGCCCGUCUCUUCUACUUCACGGAUGAGAACAACGAGAAGCUGUUUAAUGCCUGGGCAGUGGUGUUCGUGAUCACCCGGCUCUUCACCCUCACCCUUUCCGUGCUGGUCAUUGGCUUUGGGCUGGCUCGGGCGGAGAACCAGACGUUCGACCUGGAGAAAGGAAACUUCAACACUCUGCUUUCCAGGAUGUUUGUGCUGUCCCUGGUGUGCCUCUUCCAGACCUGGAUGAUGUGGCAUUUCAUCCGGUUCCAGCUGCGGCGCUGGCGGGAGUACCGGGACGAGCAGAGCGCGAGGCAGAGAGCCGCCGCCCUCACCAAACAGCAGUCCAAGCCCAUCAAGAGGGAGUCGGGUUACCAUGAAAACGGAGUAGUGAAAGCCGAGAACGGAACCUCCCCCCGCACCAAGAAGCUCAAGUCUCCGUAGAGCUGAAGGCUCGUCUGCCAGGGAGGAGGGCGAGAGACCAGGACUAGGCACCAGCCCCUCUCUCGGCCUCCCAGGUGCUGAAUGGCUUGGAAAGUCUCAUCUCCCCUCCCUCCCCCAAAAACCUUUUGCAAUAAAACCAAAAAACCUUGCUCCAUCACAUGGCCUGUAGGAGCCAGACCCAAACCUCCCAUCCUCUCCUUCCUCUCAGUUUUAUCGUCAAUCAGCGUGCAAUUUUUCCCCCUCUUCUUGAGUGUUUUUUCUUCCUCUUGUGUUUUUGUUACAAAGCAAAUGGUUCCAAGCAAACAAUCCCUUUCCUAAAGCAGGUUCUUCCCCUACCCUCUGGGCAUUGCCCUGCGUCCUGGCCUCGGAGGGACAGGUGGCUGCUUUAAGAUGCCCGGUGACCAUGAGGGUAGAGGUUUGGGGAGCUGGGGGAGCCAUGCCCUGUGCGCAGAGCACCUCUCGGUAUCAAGGUGGCGUCCUUGGGUGGUGUUGCCACGGCUGGAGUUCCUGGGUGAAUUGCAGAGCAGCCUUGCAUCCAGCACGCCCAGCAGGAUUGCAGAGGCGGGUCAGGUCUGGAUAGGGCCUGUUGCAUCAGGGCACAGGGAGGUGACCUCAGAUGUGCUUUGCAUCAUGCUGGAGUUCCGGCAAGUGGCAUCCCUAGCAGUCUGCGGCAGGAGAUGAGCUCUGAGGCCGAUUCUGCCCACGUGUCUCCCUCCCUUAGGUCCGGUGACUAGGCUCUGCCUCUGCCCUGCAAUUGCUAGUGCCUUACUUGGGAUGAUGUCACCCAGGGAGUAGCUCAGGCCAAACUCAGUUGAGGAAGUGUAAGCCCUGAGACCCCCACCAGCAGGUCAGCUCUGGUCCCACACCUCGCUGCUCCUUCAGGAUGUGCCGCUUUACCUCACCUAAGUGCUGGCUUAAUCCUGUGGCGUUGUGUUCGCGUAGCACUCGUGCUGCAUGCAGGAGAGCAGAUUCCCUGCCACUCAGAGUUUAUCUGUAAUGGGGCCUUUCACCUCAUGCCUCACCACUGCCCUGAGCUGCCCCGGCCACCCUAGGCCAGCUGUGCCCUCUCUGCUCCGGCUGCAGCCACCAACUUGUCUUUCCGCUUCACGGGCCUCAUAUCCCCUGAGGGGAUUGUUAAUCCCUUCCUGGGCUGGGUGAGAAUAGCAGAGAGCAGCCUGUGGAAGUGGGAGUGCCUCUCGCCCAAUCCAUGCCACCGCCCUCCCCAGCUGGUGGAUGGAAUCAUCUCAAAUCUACCUCAGAGGCCGCCUCUUUCAUAUGAUCACUCUCCCUCGACCCGUUGUUGGCUGCGUAUGUUGGAAGGAGAUAUGCGGGAAUUGUUCAAGCACCCAUUGAUUCUGUCCACUGCCCUCUUCUGAAUGAAUAGAGCCAUCCCACUUGAAGGGCUCUUUCAGUGCCAUGUGCUGGUCAAGACUGGCCAGGUUGCCCUGCAGCAGAGGGUAUUUCUCUCUGAGGAAGGUUUCCAUAAGCCAGACUUUGCAGUGGGCAUGGUUCAGUGCAGUGAGGUGACUUGGUGCUGCCCUUCUGCUUCGCUGAGGUGGGAGCUUCCCUCUUGGCAAAGCUGGCUCAGCUGCCCUUUCUGUUGGGUGAUGGGUAGCAUUUCCCUUUGGCUGAGCAUGGAGAGGGUGUCGCUGCUCCCAAAGGGGCAGGGAGAGAGGCAGGCAGGGGGUGAAGUGUCAUGGAAUCUCUUCUAAUGCAGAUUGGGAUCAGGGUUCUUCCUUCCUAGCUGGAGUGAGUGACAUGGGCCAGAAUAAACCAAACAUGAUGUUCCUGACUUGUUUCAUGCUCCUCCCUGUGGCCUUUCUUACUGGAGGCGUUUGUAACUCAUGCUCUCUGGCCUUUUGUUUUUUGGGGUGGUGAAAGGAACUGGCUGGCUGUGCUGCUUUCACAGAUUUUGAGUCCUCUCCACACCUGUUCUCUCCCCAGCACGGGCAGGGGCUGCCAAUGUGGGAGACAGAAUACCUGGGAGCCUCAAUGCAGCCGGUCAGAUUCCAUUCCUUCCCCCAUGCCCCAGGAGCCUUGAAUGUCUAAGGAGAGCCACUAGCUGGGAUCUCCCAGGGAUCUUCCUCCUGCUCCCCAGUAUCUUGGAGCAGAACACCUGGGAACACCUUGUGACUGUCCCUCCUUGUCCCUGACUGGACAGAUACUAGCAAAGCCAGCACUUGGGCAGAGCAGCAGAACCAGGCAGGAAAGGAAUGUUACACCAGCGAGCGAGUGAGUGAGCUGGGACACAUACUGUUGGCCCCCGGGCCUAGCACAGUUCACCCUUCCAUCCCUUUCCCCUUUCUCGUUCGCUCCCAGCGGGGAGGGGAUCACUGAGCCCUGCAGGGAGUGACUGCUCCCCAGACCUCUUCAGAGCUGGAGCUGGCCUUGCUCUUCCGAUGUCAAAGACUUACUGCAGCUGAGGAGCUGAGCCUCCCAGUUAAAAGGUGGCUUGUUGUCAGAUCCAAAUAAACCAGACUGCUGAAUGAUUCCUUCCCCCCGCCUGCCCUGCUCCAGGCAGCCUCUCCUCUGGCACAAGCCUGCGAGGCCGUAAAAUAGCUGAUUGUCUCUCUAUAUCAAGUGCCUUACAUUGCGGUAUCGUCUGUACUCUCUUGCCUAUGCGCUGCCUCAAUGACUCCGUGCCCUCAGGCUUGUGUAUAGGUCUGAUGUGUAUGUUCUAUAUUUAGUCACUGGGGAAAGGGACAGUUCACACUGGAAGUAGCCCCUCGUUUUCUAUGCCUUUUCAAUUUCCUCGGUGACUAAAAUCCCCUUCCCUUUUUCUGCCUAGAUCGGUCGGCCAUUGCAGUGAUGCCCCUUGGCUGCCAUUUCACAGGCAUCGCUGGGGUCAUUUGUGGCUGGAGGGGCUCCCAUCCCAUCCCAUCGCUCCCUCCCAACACAGAAACUCUUGCACCUCUCUCCUCCAGUACACAUACCGUCUCUGGCUCUGCGGUCACUGGUGCAGCUCUCCUUGCAUUUCCUAGCAAACCAAAACUUCCUCUCUAUCCUGGAGAACCUCUUCCUCAUAGAGAUGGAUUCUUUUCUUUUCCAGUCUUUAGUGUUAACUCUUUUAUCGACCAAUCCAUGUACAAAGGUGCAGAGCGCUGGGGGAAAGAGAGACCCACUUCUCAAAUGGGUCGUCUUCUUCGGCCCCAUCCCACAAAGUGCUGCGCAUCUUCUGCAACAGUUUGAGUGCCCCCAUCUGCUAGAAAGCUGAGGGCACUUAGAAUCAUGCAGAAUUGGGACCUGGGUCCUGGAUUCAGUGUUAUAGCACCGCUACUCCACUCCCUCCUGGGUUGUGCAAUAAUCCGCCUGGAUCGUGGUCACUCCUGCAGUGCUUGCAUCCAUCACCAAACCCUGGGAGGGGAAUAUCCCUGAGAUGAGGUCAAGUUGUGAUAAUUGCAUGGAGCACAGAAUGUCUCCUCACCUGGGCUAUGGCAAAGUCUCUUAAGAACCAGCAGUUCUUCUCCCUCUCCUUGUCCCAAAUGGAUCUUAGAGGGGUGGAUGUUGGGGAGAAUGUAGCAUUUUGCAGAUCAGUAUCUUU